AUGUCAGAUGAAGCAAGUUCACUGCAGCGUCCGGGGCGGCCCCUCUCCAUCGCGCUGUGGAAUUUCUCGUCCAACUGGUUUUUGAUACCGCAGGGAACGGGAAUCAUCUGCAUCCUUCUCCACCAACUGGAUUACCAGUUCAAGGGACUGAUGAUCCUCGCCAAGAUCGUUUGGAUAUACGCCAUCGUUCUCUUCGGCCUCUGUCUGAUCAUCUACUCCCUCCGAAUACUGGUGUACCCAAAACACGUCCGACAUCAGCUGCGGGUAAACCUCGUGGAGACAUCGUGUCUGGCGAGCAUCCCUAUUGUAUACAAUGAAAUCAUCCAGCUGGCUGUGUUGCAGUAUGGUAGCCGCGCUGGAGUCGCGUUUUAUGUCCUCUGGUGGAUCCAGGCUGGCCUGGCAACCGUCGCCUGUCUGGCCAUUCCUUACGUUCAGCUGAAACUCCAGCCCCCGGGAAUAUCACACCUCCCGCCAGCCAUCUUACUCCCUUUCAUCGCGUCGCUGACGUCUGCCGUCGGGGGUGGCGUGCUAUGUCGCUUUGAUCACAUCAGCGCACGCCUCCAGGUGCCCGUCAUCAUCAUCUCGUAUCUCCAAAUCGGGGCGGGACUCUCACUGGCGGUCGGAUUCGACACGUUGAUCUUACUGCAGCAUUUUGACCGAUUCACUCCAACCGCAGAUAACGUAUACCAGGACAUGAUCGUAUGCGGGCCAUUUGGACAGGGCGCAUUCGCACUCCAGGUACUGGGCGAGGCCGUCGCGGAGGGCAGUUUCGCGUCAUACAGUCGAGGCACAUUUUUAACUUCGGAAGCAGCCGCGCCGAUCGGGUAUACAAGUCAGUUCUUGGGACUGCUCACUUGGGGCUACGGGAUCUUCUGGUGGUGCUUCGCCAUUGUCAGCAUAUGUCAUACACUGUGUGCUCAGCCCGGCGGGUGGCGCAAAACAAGAUUCACGAUGGCUGCGUGGUCGCUCAUCUUUCCAUGGGUGCGCUGUCCAUCCCCGAUUUGUGUGUGUAGGGCUCAUCGUAAGCAGGGCGUUUUCACCAAUGCGGCUGUGGAGUUUGGGAAGACCAUGGACUCGCCAGCGUUCGCCGUGGUUUCCACUGCGCUUCUGCUGAUUUUAUUGGUGAUGUGGUUCGCUGUUCAGAUUCUCACGAUGAAAGGGUUAUUCACCGGUCGCAUUCUUGGUCUGGAGCAUGGAUGGAAACGACGCCGUCUUGACCGUGGGGAUUCCGCGGGGAACAAGGACGCGUGA
Molecule: messenger RNA, 1251 nt
Organism: Penicillium cinerascens
Lineage: Eukaryota; Fungi; Ascomycota; Eurotiomycetes; Eurotiales; Aspergillaceae
Product: putative malic acid transport protein
Exons: 1
Coding region: 1-1251 (416 amino acids)
Biological process (GO): transmembrane transport; sulfite transmembrane transport
Cellular component (GO): plasma membrane
Molecular function (GO): sulfite transmembrane transporter activity
Source: RefSeq, a predicted model, not a curated record